UUUCUUAGGCGAUAGUGAAAAAACAGCUCAAGGUUAACACUAUUAAUCAACGCAGUGCAAUUUUUUUCAACUGAGCGGUCCUUUUGUCUUUAAACAAAUUGAAGUUAUGAUUGAGUAUAAAAUAGUAGUUCUAGGGACUGGUGGCGUGGGUAAGUCAGCUCUUACUGUGCAGUUUGUUCAAAACAUUUUUGUGGAGAAAUAUGAUCCCACUAUUGAAGACAGUUACAGAAAGCAAGUUGAAGUGGACGGGCAACAGUGCAUGUUGGAAAUAUUAGACACAGCCGGUACUGAGCAGUUUACAGCCAUGCGAGAUUUGUAUAUGAAAAAUGGGCAAGGCUUUCUUCUAGUAUACUCUAUUACUCGAAUGUCAACUUUUAAAGAUCUGGCCGACUUAAGAGAGCAGAUUUUAAGAGUAAAAGACACAGAUAAAGUCCCCAUGGUCAUAUGUGGUAAUAAAUGCGAUUUAGAGGAUGACCGAGUUGUUUCCAAGAGCACAGGAACUUCACAGGCUGCCCAGUGGGGCUGUCAGUUCAUGGAGGCCUCUGCGAAGUUAAGGCUGAAUGUUCCCGAACUAUUUUACUCACUUAUUCACCAAAUUAAUGCUCAAACCUCUACGAAGCAUGAUAAAAAGAAGUCUAGCGGUUGCGUUCUCUUGUAGUGUUUUGCCCACUUAUGGCUUUGAAAGGUUUUUAUUUUUUAGCUACAAUAAAA
This is a messenger RNA of Zophobas morio, 711 nucleotides long. Its product is annotated as ras-related protein Rap1-like. Gene Ontology annotation, cellular component: plasma membrane. Gene Ontology annotation, biological process: signal transduction. Bases 107 to 658 code for a protein of 183 amino acids. Lineage: Eukaryota; Metazoa; Arthropoda; Insecta; Coleoptera; Tenebrionidae. The transcript is spliced from 4 exons. The record is from RefSeq and is a predicted model, not a curated record. Gene Ontology annotation, molecular function: GDP binding; GTPase activity; GTP binding.